AUGCCAUACACUGCGCCACUGAAGUCGUCGCCUUUCGCGCAGCAUAUCGAAUUCUCCGAACCUGUCAUCCCUCACUCAUAUCCAGAGACCCCUAGACGGAUACCCUCUCCCACUGGUCGUCCGCCUCUGUCCCGGUCUUAUUCCUCCACAGCUUACGUUCGUAGGCACCGGAGGAGCCCCUCCGCCAGCAAGAACUUCGUCUUCCCAGACCCCGCCUCCAAAUCCAAAUAUGUCCUCGACUCUCAGUCUAGUGUUCGUCAGUCUCCACCACCGUUGAGUGAUGCCAUCAUUCCUCCUGGUGCCGUCAUCUCUCCUCCCGAAUCCGCACCCAACUCUAGUGAUGAGGAAGCGUCAUACCACCGGCCGGAGGGACCCAAGAUGGAGGAACUGGAAGCUGCUGUGAGGUCUCUUGGACAACGACGGGAGUCGUCACCGGAGAGGUCACCGUCCGUCCAGACGGCAGAGAAGCCUACUCCUUCUCCUGUUCUGGUAGUCAAGACCAAGCCUGCUGGGUUGCCGCUCUCCAAGGAAGCCCGCAAGAUUUCCCACUCGCGGUCGUCGACUGAGAGCUCUAUUCUUCCACAGCAUGAAGAGGCAGUGACUAGCUCCCCUGAUGAUAGUGACCGUGAUGACGAGCCUAAGCGGAAGCCACCAAUGCUCCGCAAAAAGUCGGGGGAACUUGUGAGACCCGCCUUGCGCCCGGCAUCUGCCCGCCGUCGUCCGUCGAGUAUGCCAGGCACUCCUACAUACUCCAAGGCAGUUCACUUUGACUCUCAAUUGGAGCACAUUCGUCACUUUCUACAACUUGACAAGCCUCUGGCCGUGAGUGCCAACACAUCGCCAGUCGAAGACUACGCGGGAGAAUCUGAGUUUCCUUUUGGUAAAGAGGAGCCUGCCUUCGAAUGGCAAAUCCACCUGCCCAACUUUCCCAAGGACCCCUCGUCCCGGGGUUACCAGAAAGUCAAGUUGGAAAGGGUGUCGCUGUCGUCUGACCAGAAUACCUUGGUCGGUGUGAUAGCAGUUGCAAAUCUUGCAUUCCACAAGCACGUGGCUGCUCGAUUUACUUUCGACUAUUGGAGAACGGUCUCGGAAGUGACUGCAGAGUACAGUCAUGACGUUCGCCGGAAGCAAAUUCAUGAUGGAUAUGACAGAUUUUCCUUUGAAAUCAAGCUGAAUGACCAGGCUAACCUGGAGAAGAAAACCAUGUUUGUUUGCAUUCGCUACAACGUGGAUGGCCGAGAGUUCUGGGAUAACAACAACGCCAUGAAUUACCAGAUCGACUUCCUCAGGGUUCUCAAAGCGAAGCCUGAGAAUCGCAGUUUGCCAACGUCGGGAUCACGCAAUCCUCUGCCUCGAAGCAGGACCUUCAAUGCCCGUCCUCACUCGAUGCCUCCAUCUUUUGAGAAUCUAUCGGAAUUCUCUUUCGGCAGCCCAAAGAAGAGCGCCAACAAGAAGGUCUCAACUAAAGAGCCUUCGGAAGAUGACAUUGAACCUAUAGCUCCUGUCCGUCGUGAGAGACAGGACCGCCAGGCUUUUGGCAAUCGCUAUGAUUUUGGAGCGUCUUUGUCGGCAGUCAUGCGGACAAAGCCCAGCCAGGAUCGCACUACUCUCACCGCGCGAGCAAAGUCGGAACCAGAGACCCAGCUUGCCGAGAAGAAGAAGGAACCAGGCUUGGUUUCCAACAAAGCUCUGCCUGUUAGCGAAGUCAGCCCGCAUAUGGCCCACUCGGUGCCUUCGGAGCCUUCUUCUCUCGUUUCUGGCAAGCCGCACCUCGAGUCUUCCGUGUACAAAGAGCUCGUCGACAAGUACUGCUUUUACGGGUCUCCAAGGAGCUCUAUCAGCGCCCAAAGCCCUUCGACUGCGGAUAAAGAUAGUGCAGCUGCCGAAAAAGGCACUUCCCCGUCCUCGCCACCCUCUUCCCCCCCAUCCACUUCGUGUAUGGAUUUUUCUGUGAGCCGUAACCCUCGGGAAACUCGUUCGUCAUCAUCGACCAAUUCGAGCUCCCGUGCAUCGUCUUCUUCACCCGCUAAUUUCGGCUAUUCAUACCACCAGCCUACGCAGAACAACUUUAUGAAAGGAUCUCACACGCCGGCGGUCAUCAGAGGGUGA
This is a messenger RNA of Aspergillus wentii DTO 134E9, 2109 nucleotides long. Its product is annotated as protein phosphatase regulator GAC1. NCBI's taxonomy places the organism in Eukaryota, Fungi, Ascomycota, Eurotiomycetes, Eurotiales, Aspergillaceae. Gene Ontology annotation, biological process: regulation of glycogen biosynthetic process. The record is from RefSeq and is a predicted model, not a curated record. Gene Ontology annotation, cellular component: protein phosphatase type 1 complex. The transcript has a single exon. The coding region runs from base 1 to 2109 and encodes 702 amino acids. Gene Ontology annotation, molecular function: glycogen binding; protein phosphatase 1 binding.